CCAUAAGUGCGGGAAAAACUAAUUUAAGUUCAGCUGUACUGUAGCAUUCGCUAAUAAUGACAAAGGGUGAAGAACUCAACACUUGCGAGCCGGCUGAGCUCUGCCGUAUAGAAUGCGAACCAGGCAAGGAUAAGGAUAGCCAAGAAAGCUCCAGAUACAGAAAAUGGGCUCUUUUAGAUAAAAGUCGAAGACUUAAAGCCAGCGCAAGAGAAAGAAAGCGACGACAUGUGCUGAAUAAUGCCUUGGAGCUGCUAAGAAAGAAAGUACCKUGCGUAGACCAAAACCCACAGAAAUUAUCCAAGAUAGAGGUCUUACGACUUGCCAUCGACUACAUWGCUAUGCUGAGUUGCUACCUAAACAGCUCCAAGCCAUCUGUUGAACAGCCUGCGAUAGCAACACUCGGAGCGCAGGCUGCUAACAUGUUCUUCAGCGAUCAAGCAGCCGCGACUUUCAACAAUAAUUCGACUAGUCAUUUUUUCCCAGCCGUCAUACCAAAAACAGAACCGGACCCAAGCGCUCUGGACGAGUGUACAAAAAAAGUUGCAGAACACUAUGGAAUACAGAGAUCAGAGUUAGAUGUCUAUUUGCGAGGUUAUCAAGAUCCUUGCUAACACAGAACUUCAAUCGAGUUAGGAACCCAAUUAAUUUUACUUUAUCAUGUACUUUAUGUAAAUAAUAAUUAAGUUAUUUAAUAACGACAUUCAACUUUUUUAAGUUUGACGCAUUGUAUAGUUAUUUAUAGGGAUUCUUUAAGGAGUCAAGUUUUUCCAAGUAUCUUAUGUCCCAUAUUGGGAGUAACGAGUCAAAAAUAAGCCGCUGUUACCAUCAGAAUGUGAUGGUCCAGCAAAACAGCAAUAAUGUUAAUAUUAGGAAAGUUUUAUAUAAUAUAUAUAUCAAGUUUUUAAUAAAGCAGUUUUUGAAAA
Exaiptasia diaphana is the source of this 923-nucleotide messenger RNA. RefSeq names its product neurogenic differentiation factor 1. The record is from RefSeq and is a predicted model, not a curated record. The transcript has 2 exons. Gene Ontology annotation, molecular function: protein dimerization activity. Lineage: Eukaryota; Metazoa; Cnidaria; Anthozoa; Actiniaria; Aiptasiidae. Bases 57 to 611 code for a protein of 184 amino acids.